This is a messenger RNA of Melospiza georgiana, 1395 nucleotides long. RefSeq names its product acyl-coenzyme A thioesterase 5-like. The record is from RefSeq and is a predicted model, not a curated record. The transcript is spliced from 3 exons. Bases 1 to 1395 code for a protein of 464 amino acids. Gene Ontology annotation, molecular function: fatty acyl-CoA hydrolase activity. Gene Ontology annotation, biological process: acyl-CoA metabolic process; fatty acid metabolic process. NCBI's taxonomy places the organism in Eukaryota, Metazoa, Chordata, Aves, Passeriformes, Passerellidae.
AUGUGGCAGGUCAGUGCCCGCUCCCUGUGCCGGGCCAGCUCCCGCGCCUGGCAGAGGCGGCUGCCCUGCCCCGGCCCCGCACCUGCGGCCCCACGGAGCGGCGGCCCCGCGUGGAGCCCCGGGACAGCCCCCGCCCAGGGACUCUCCUCCAUGGCCCCCUCCAUCCGCCUGUCGCCCGCCGCCCGCAGCCUCUUCGAUCAGCCGCUGGCCAUCGCCGUGCAGGGCCUGGGCCCGCGGCAGCAGGUCACUCUGCGGACGUCCUUGCGGGACGAGACCAGAGAGCUCUUCCAGGCCAGUGCCCGCUACCAGGCGGGCGACGACGGCGAGCUGGACCUCGCCCGCUGUCCUGCGCUGCCGGGAGGCAGCUUCUCCGGCCUGGAGCCCAUGGGGCUGCUCUGGGCUUUGCAGCCCGAGAAACCUUUCUGGCGGCUGGUAAAGCGGGACGUGCAGAGCCCCUUCCUCCUGCAGCUGGAGGUGUUUGAGGGCCACGGCGAGCGCCACGGGCGGCUCCUGGCCCAGGCGCAGCACGAGCGGGCGUUCCUGCGGGACGGGGUGCGGAGAAUCCCGGUGCGACAAGGGAGGAUCCGGGCGACGCUUUUCCUGCCCCCCGGAGAAGACACCUUUCCAGGGAUCAUUGAUAUACAUGGACUUGGAGGAGGUCUUUUGGAGUCCAGAGCAAGCCUGCUGGCCAAUCAUGGCUUUACCACACUCGCCCUGGCUUAUUAUCAAUUUGAGGAUCUGCCCCGGGAACCAAAGGAACUCCACCUGGAAUAUUUUGAAGAGGCAGUGAACUAUAUGCUGCAGCACCCACAGGUGAAGGGUCCAGGGGUUGGCCUGCUUGGUUUCUCCAAAGGAGCCGAAGUGUCCCUUGCCAUGGCUGCCUUCCUGAAGAACAUCUUGGCUGUUGCUUCCCUCAAUGCCCCUGUUGCUGUUACAGCGAUUCCUCUCUCUUACAAAGGUAAAAUCAUCCCCACUGUCACCUUACAUCAACACAAAGCCAAGGCCACCAAUUCCAAAUUUCUUGACUAUUCUGAUGCCAUGGAGGAUCCCUUUCAAGCUCCUGGCGACCAAAGCCGGAUCCCACUAGAGAAAAGUGAGGCACAGCUUCUAUUCAUUGUGGGCCAAGAUGACUGUGUUGUCAAAAGUGAGUAUCAUGCUACUGAAGUCUGCAAGCUUCUGCAGGCUCAAGGGAAGAAAAAUUUUCAGAUCCUCUCCUACCCUGGAACAGGGCACUGCAUAGACCCACCCUUUUUCCCUUUGUACCACAUAGGAAGCCACCCUGUUUUUCACAAGCGAGCAGCCCUGGGUGGGGAGCUCAGGGCUUAUUCUAAAGCUCAGGUUCAUGCUUGGUCACAGAUCCAGGCAUUUUUCAGAAAGUAUUUAAUUGUUAACUAA